AUGGGAUGGGAUCGAGAUGCGGAAGCUCUUUUACCUUCAACAAAUAAGCUUGAUCACCCCGCCUACAUUUCUUUUGGUUGUCUUCCGAUCUUCUACGGAACCGAACGCGAUGCUUACACUUUUUACACGGGACAGAAAUAUCUUCGAAUUGCAACGUUUUACGUGGUGUUGGUCGGAUGCAGUUUACCGAUAAUUGCGCUUUUCAUGUGUAUCACAAUUGCACUUCUUUUUCAUUUCAACGAGGCCACAAACACACAUUGUCGAGUGGAAAACGUGCUGCCUUCAAUCUCAACAGUGAUCGGCGGUUUUCCGGAAACGACUUUCAUCUGGAGUUCCCUCAUUUAUCUUCACUUCAUCCCGAGGUUGCUACCGCUGCUUUCCUACCAUCAAACCUUUCGUUUACGGCUUAAUUUGAAGAGUUUUCUGAAGCGCUCACUUCUCAGAAGUCACCUUGCGCUUGGUUUUAUCGAAUUGGCUGCAUUGCUCUCACUCACUUAUUACAACUCGGACUACAACCACGAAUAUCACGUCAUAUCUUUUUCAAUUUUUGGAACGAGCUCGUUGCUUUAUGCAUUUGCACAUUGCUUGUUGUUCAAACUGACACAAAUGGAUGUUCAAUCAAAAGGACAUAUCCUUAGCUGGAGAAUGAAGCGACGAACGUUCAGUAUGAGUGUUGGAUGUCUGUUGAUGUGUGCAUACCUCUUUUAUCGUCACAACACUUACUGCGAGCCGUUCGUUUUCUCGGUGUUUGCCUUUUUCGAAUACGUGUUUGUGCUUUCGAAUAUCGCUUUCCAUUCAACAUUUCGUUUCGAUUUCUCUGAUUGUUCGUUGUACAUUUCG
Molecule: messenger RNA, 840 nt
Organism: Mesorhabditis belari
Lineage: Eukaryota; Metazoa; Nematoda; Chromadorea; Rhabditida; Rhabditidae
Source: the annotation of a GenBank genome assembly